Molecule: messenger RNA, 2000 nt
Organism: Lentinula edodes (shiitake mushroom)
Lineage: Eukaryota; Fungi; Basidiomycota; Agaricomycetes; Agaricales; Omphalotaceae
Product: FAD binding domain-containing protein
Exons: 5
Coding region: 330-1856 (508 amino acids)
Source: RefSeq, a predicted model, not a curated record
GUUUGGGAAGGUAGAGGGAGCAGAAUUAGGCAGAAUUUCAGCUUUGGAAGUUCGGCUUAGUUCGGCCGAAUCAAUGCUAAUCACAUCACGGGGUUGCGCAGGGACUUCAAUUUGAACAAUCGAUUCAACGAUUCAAAUCGCCGUGGCCGGAUGGUCUCUCAUCUGCUGUUGCUUCUCAGGAAUUCUCCUUCGUGCGACUGUCGAAUGCCCGAGCGCAGAAACCGCCGCAAUAUCAUCUAUCUGAACAGCUGACCAGCUCUUGAACUAGUACAAGCUUUGCCUUUUCCCCCUCUCACCGUCAGGUAAAAGACAAAUAUUCUGAGCGCUCUAUGUACUACGACUGUAUAGUUGUGGGAUCCGGUAAUGCAGGGAGCUGUGCUGCUCUAUCAGCAAAGGAGAACGGCUGCCAAAAAGUACUACUUGUGGAUAAAUGCUCACCAGACUGGGUCGGAGGCAAUGGCUACUUCACUGCCGGUGCCUUCCGAACCGUCCAUAAUGGCUUAGAUGAUCUGUUGCCCAUCGUUCAGAAUGUUACACCGGAACAAGCUAAGCAUAUCGAUCUGAAUCCAUACAGUCAUAAAGACUUCAUCGAGGACAUAAUGCGGCUUGGCGGAAGACGGUCCGAUCCAGGUUUAGCUGCCUCAGUGGUGAACAACUCCCGCGAUACUGUAGAUUGGCUCGCUGGACAUCAGGUCCCAUUUAUUCUUUCUUUUAACCGCCAGGCAUACGAAGUCGAUGGGAGACAAAAAUUCUGGGGAGGAUUGGUUCUCAGUGUCUCUGACGGGGGCAAAGGUCUGAUUGCUGCUGAACAUAAGGCGCUCGGAAAAGCCGGAGUCGAGAUUUGGUUUGACUGUCCAUUGGUGAACCUUUUGAUGCGGGAUAACGCUGUCUCCGGAGUAGUAGUGCGAAAGGAUGGGUCUGAAUUGACAAUUGAGUCCCGCGCAGUAAUUUUGGCAGCCGGGGGUUUUGAAGCAAGCUCAGAGUUGAGAAUUGCUCAUUUGGGCGUGGGCUGGGAAAAAGCAAAGGUCCGAGGCACCCCUUUCAACACAGGGGAUUGCUUCGCCAUCGCUCAGGGCGUAGGGGCAAAAUUAGUCGGGGACUGGGCCUCAUGCCAUAGUACAACCUGGGACUUUAAUGCACCUGAAAUUGGUGCGAGAGAUCUCACGAACCAAUUCACAAAAUCAGGCUAUCCAUUAGGCGUCAUGGUAAAUGGUAAUGGCGAACGAUUUGUCGACGAGGGCGAAGAUUACAGAAACUACACGUAUGCCCGUUUUGGGAAAGCAAUACUUUCGCAGCCUGGAGGUUUUGCUUUUCAAGUCUGGGAUUCGAAGAUGCUCGAUAUUCUACGGAAGGAAGAAUACGGAGAUGGAGUCGUCGAGAAAGUAUACGCUGACACCAUUGAAGAUCUAGCACGCAAACUUGCUGAAGUCGGGUUGACGGACCAAGUGAAGUUUAUUGAAACUUUUCAAGUGUACAACGCGGCUGUUACACAGCAUAAACUAGAAAAUCCUGAUUGGCACUGGGAUCCUGCCGUCAAAGACGGGCUGUCUACACAGUCUUCCCAUUUGUCGCUUUCUCCACCCAAGUCACACUGGGCAGAAUCUAUUGACAAGCCUCCGUUCAUGGCUGUCAAGGUUUGCUGUGGAAUAACAUUUACCUUCGGUGGUCUAGCUAUUGAUCCUGAAUCAGCGUCAGUUCUAUCUGAGUCAGGACCUAUACCCGGAUUGUUCUGUGCUGGCGAGAUGGUUGGUGGUCUGUUCUAUAAAAACUAUCCGGGAGGGAGUGGGCUAUCUGCUGGCGCCGUGUUCGGGAGAAAGGCAGGAGCUUCCGCGUCCAGAUGUAAGAGGAUCAUGUAACAUUUAAGCCUCUAAACUCUAAGGGUCCAACCCUCUCGGACGCAAGGUGUAUCUACUGUAUCAUACGUGCCAUUUUUGAAUCGAUAACGAACGAUGAAAACUUUUUGUACUAGUUCUAGUUCAUGGUUGCUCGGAUCCCCUCUU